GGCGGCCGGAGACGCAACAUUCCAAGCAACAAAUCCACCCCCCCGAUCCCAGGCGCCCCGCUUGUAGUGACGGAGCAACGCGAUCCGGGGCCUCCCCGCAGCCCCCUUCCCCGAUGGUGAAAUCAAGCAGGAGAGCCCCCCACCCGGCAUCUUAUGUGGCUUGCUUAGCUCUCCGGCCGCAGUCAGAUUGGGGAUCCCUGGAGUGCCCGAAUGUCGGUCUCCCACAUACGGGAGAAUCGGAAUUUCUUGCUGCCCCCUCCGGCUUAGAGAGGCGUUUAGAGCCGGGACAAAACUCCUGACAACACUUUCUCGGACGAAAGCUGCCUCGAUGGGUCUCGUCUGGAAGCAGCUCCCAAAAUGGCCCAUAAAGAAAUCCAUUGGAAUAUUAGUCCAAGGAAGUGCUUUGGGGACAGUUGGCAGUACAAUGGCUUCCAAGUACCUCAUAGUGGUUCUGGCCAUUUUCUCCUCAUUCGCCCAGGUUGUAAUAGAAGCCAGCUCUUGGUGGUCUUUAGGAAUGAAUCAUAUGAAUCCUAUGAACCCUGUUCAGAUGUCAGAGGUAUAUAUAAUAGGAGCACAGCCACUAUGUAGUCAAUUAGCAGGACUUUCCCAAGGACAAAAGAAACUCUGCCACUUGUAUCAGGACCACAUGCAGUAUAUUGGAGAGGGGGCAAAGACGGGCAUUAAGGAAUGCCAGUAUCAGUUCAGACACAGAAGAUGGAAUUGCAGCACUGUGGACAACAACUCUGUUUUUGGCAGAGUCAUGCAGAUAGGCAGUAGGGAGACUGCCUUUACUUAUGCAGUCAGUGCUGCAGGGGUGGUUAAUGCAAUGAGCCGUGCCUGCCGAGAGGGGGAGCUCUCCUCCUGUGGCUGCAGCCGAGCAGCCAGGCCCAAAGAUUUACCCCGGGACUGGCUGUGGGGUGGCUGUGGGGAUAACAUCGAAUACGGCUAUCGCUUCGCCAAGGAAUUUGUGGAUGCUCGGGAGCGUGAGAGAAUUUAUCAGAAAGGCUCUUACGAGAGUGCUAGAAUUUUGAUGAACCUGCAUAACAACGAGGCUGGAAGACGAACUGUGUAUAACUUGGCGGAUGUGGCUUGUAAGUGUCAUGGGGUGUCUGGCUCCUGCAGCCUGAAGACCUGUUGGCUGCAGCUGGCCGAUUUCCGCAAGGUGGGCGAUGCCCUGAAGGAGAAAUAUGAUAGCGCUGCUGCCAUGAAACUCAAUAGCCGGGGCAAGCUGGUGCAAGUGAACAGCCGUUUCAACACGCCCACCAUCCAUGACCUGGUCUACAUUGACCCUAGCCCCGACUAUUGUGUCCGAAAUGAGAGUACUGGCUCCCUGGGCACCCAGGGCCGCCUCUGCAAUAAGACUUCAGAGGGUAUGGAUGGCUGCGAACUCAUGUGCUGUGGUCGGGGGUACGACCAGUUCAAGACAGUGCAGACAGAGCGCUGCCACUGCAAGUUCCACUGGUGCUGCUAUGUGAAAUGCAAGAAGUGCACAGAGAUUGUGGACCAGUUCGUGUGCAAAUAGGGGGAGAUGAGGUGGGAGGAACUUCUGCCUGCCUGCCAACGGGGGAGGGCUACCCCCAGGACAAUCUCCACUUUAUUUAUAGAGUCCAAUGAGUUUUCUUUUUAUUACAAAGGUUGCAAAAAGAAGUGACUGGAACCCUUUCUGCACCCAUUCUAGGACUAAUUGUGGUUUAUAUUUUUGGCAAUAACGGGAGUGAAUCUGAGAAAAUAUUUAUUUUUUUUCCCCAAAAAAGACUUUUUUAAAAAAAUAGUGUAGUUUGGAGGGAAAUCCAACAAUAGCCUAACUUAGUCCAAUGAGACACAGGACGUGCAGCAGGCAAAGAAUUCGUGUUACAUACAUGGGAUCUGAGAAUGAUUCUUAUGGACACACUUAACCCACAAACCUGGGCAUGAGUUUAGCUUCAGUGACCAAAAGUAGUCUGAUACAUAUACAAAGCUGAUCAGUAUAUCCAGGGAUCCAUAAAAAGAGGGUUGGUAUAUUUGUAGGAGGGCUUAGCACAAAGCUACCUUGAUGCCAAUCGCAUGACAGCAAAGUGCUACUUAAACAGUCGAGAUAGUUAAAGGGUAGCAGCACAGGAGUGUUUUUUUUAAAGAGUUCAGCUGUAUUAUAGAGGACCUUAAUCUUGGGUUCGGUAUCUAGUAAGACCAAUAAAAAUGUGGCCUUGAUUGACACUGUACAUCAAAGCAAGAUGUGGCCUGUCAGCUCUUCACAAAUUAUAUAUGGUAUGUGAAUUUUCCAUCUUGGCAAGCAAUUUGGCAUUACUGAUAAUGAAUAUCAGGAGCCAACAACGUCUGAACCUCACCAAACAGUGCUCUGACCUGAUACAAUAGAAAUUGCACCACUGCAGCUGUUUAACUGCCCACUCUCUCUGGAAAGCCCUUUAAGAAACAGAAUUCCCCUAAUUUGAAAUGCCUUUUAAAAAUAGUGGUAUGAUAGCCGGCCACCUUUCAAAACACAACUUGAUAAAUAAACCCUUUUAUUUUAUCCAAGAAAAUUGAUUAUUAAUUAAUAAUCAUUCUCAAAAUGGUUUAUUGUGGAUUUUGGGAAAGCUUUGACUUGAGAAGACAAUACGUAGUUUCAUGUCUUAAUGAUGUUAAGUGGCUAUUUUAAUUCAAUGAAAUAAUGCAGCAAUGCCAAAUUUAUCAUCUGAUGUCUUCAGUACACAUGCUUUAGAUAAUAUAUUGCAGGUAUACAUUAAAACUGUUCAGACUAUACUUGAGCAGUUACAUAUAUAUAUGGGAAAACUGUGGUCCGCUGGCAUCUGAUAGUUCAGAGCUUUUUGUACAUAUAUAUUUCAAUACAACCAGUAAUUUUUAUAAGACUGCUAAAGUUAUGGAGGCAGUUUGUCAGUUUUGAGCAUAUUAUUCCCCAUUUCCUUUUAACAAAUCUCAUUUAGGAUCUUUUGUAAUGAUUCUAGCACUCUUGGUAUCAUAACACAGAGGUUUUAUGAAUACUUUAAUCACAAAGAAGUAAGCCUUUUUGCAACCUAAGGGGAUUUGUUGGGUUAUAGGUAGACAAGGGUACCAUGCACUUGAAUUCACACUGGUUUAGAGACGGCUUCUCUCUUCCACUUUCCUGCAAGGGCAUUAUUGAUUAUCAUGAAACAUAAACGCUAGCAUUCCCUAACACAAGCUGUAUUUGGCCCUUUGUUUUUAAGGUGGUAUUUUUUUUUUCAUUUUUAAAAUGUAUAUCACUACGUAAUAAAGCAACUUGUGUUUCCCCCACCCCAGUGUAUUUACAAACACCUGGCAUUUGUCAUUCGUGCAGAAACCUCUCCCUGAAAAAUUCCUCACAUAAAUUAAAUCAACAUUCAAUACCAAACAAAUAAAAUCCUCCACUUUAGCCUAGUUGUAUUACAAAAGCCUUAACUUCUCACAAGCCUAUACACUUUAGCAUUAAGUUCAUCUUGAUCAUUUAUCAGCUUUUUAAAUGCUUUAUUGCUCUUAAUUUAUUAAGGACAUAUUUACCCCCUCAGAUGUUUUCAAACAAAAUAUCUUUUAAAAAGGCACUACUUCAUUGAAUUUGUCACUUUUGGUUUUUAUUAUACAAAAACCAUAGUCAUUUUUAAUUUUCUGAAUCACUUGUUCCAUUUUUAGUGACUUGUCUGUGAGCAGAGCUGAGUCUUAACAAUCCUAGCUAUUAAAACACUAUUUAAUGUAAAAUAUUUUACUUGUCAUUCAUUGUUAUGUAAAUCUUCUAUGUUCUUUCCUCUGUUCUGUACAUUUAAUGUACAUAUUUCUGUCUUGUGUGAUUGUAUAUUUCACUGGUUUAAAAAAAGUUGAAAGGCUUUACGUCAUAAUGGAAGAUAGACUAUAAAAAUAAAACUUUGUAUGUUGGAAAGUG
Molecule: messenger RNA, 3865 nt
Organism: Pelodiscus sinensis (Chinese soft-shelled turtle)
Lineage: Eukaryota; Metazoa; Chordata; Testudines; Trionychidae
Gene: WNT5A
Product: Wnt family member 5A
Biological process (GO): multicellular organism development; neuron differentiation; cell fate commitment
Cellular component (GO): extracellular region
Molecular function (GO): frizzled binding; cytokine activity
Source: RefSeq, a predicted model, not a curated record